CUUCAUGCGAUAUCUGCGGAAAAGCUCACCAAGGAGGAAAACGAAUCAAUGAAGCAAAAGUGCGUGCUUGCCAAGUCACCAGAAGGUUCAUCAGACGAAUCACUCGUGAUGAUUCGACAAGCAGUCGAAGUUUCUGAAUAUCCGUUCGUUGCUGCGUUGUCCCAACGCACUGUAUAUCAUGGAUACACGGAUAUCAAGACAGGCAAGACACUUGAAACGCACACAAGACCAUUUUGCAGCGGUGUUUUGAUUUCACCUCGUCAUAUUUUGACGGCUGCACAUUGCUUAUACAAAAGGUCCAAAACAUUCUGCGCUCACGGGCUGCACCCACCAAUACGUCCAGCGGAAAGAAUUGGUGUUUUCCUUGAGAGCAGCUGCACCACCAGAAGGUGUUGGAAAUCCGAGAAAAUAUAUGAAAUUUCAUCUGUAGUACCGCAUCCGAACUAUACUUGCUCCAACACGGACUAUGAUAUUGGCACGAUAGAGCUGAAUAAGAGUGUGAAUAUUGCUCCUGUUUGCAUGCCUGAAGCGGAUUCUGUGAUUUCUAGCCCAGAAAAGAUAGAAUCUAUUGGAUACGGAGACGUAGGAGGUCAGCGCUUACAAUCGGUAAGGUACCAAUUUGUGCAGCAGUAUAAGAAGACUAUUUUUGUCUACAACAAGACUUCGAAUGUUAUAGCUGAUAUCGUUGGAGGAGACAGCGGAGGUCCGCUCAUUCAGAACUUAGAAGAGAAACACUUCCUUCUUGGAAUAGCAUCCUACAAUGCCACUGCAAAGGAGUUUUCUUCAUUCUUUGGAAACGGAAAAGUAGCUUCAGUUGGAGUUGGAGGCAUGUUCAGCGAUGUGCGAAAACACCUGGACUGGAUUUGCGAUGAAACUGGAGUUUGUCCACUUUCUGGAGCUACCAGUCAUCAAUCGGAGUGGACACCUUCACCACCGCCGUCUACUGUCUCAGCAGUAUUCUCAGUGGUACCCAAUGACGACAACAAAAAAGAUGUUGAGAGUUAG
Messenger RNA from Cylicocyclus nassatus, 1005 nucleotides. The record is from the annotation of a GenBank genome assembly. NCBI's taxonomy places the organism in Eukaryota, Metazoa, Nematoda, Chromadorea, Rhabditida, Strongylidae.